Molecule: messenger RNA, 794 nt
Organism: Hevea brasiliensis (rubber tree)
Lineage: Eukaryota; Viridiplantae; Streptophyta; Magnoliopsida; Malpighiales; Euphorbiaceae
Exons: 3
Coding region: 1-636 (211 amino acids)
Source: RefSeq, a predicted model, not a curated record
AUGGGUUUGAGAACAGUAAAGUUUAUUACGGGCCUCGUAGACUUUAUGCCGGCCCAGGAGGAGGACCCCCCCCCUCCCAUUUUCUCUUCUCUCCUCUCCUCCCCUCUCUUCUUCUUCUUUCUUUCUCCGGUGACCGGCCGGAGACCUCCCAAGCGGCUCCCCACCCGGCCGGUGACCCUCCGACGACGGCCAGACCACCAGAAACGGCGGCAAGAGAGGGAGAAGAGAGAGAAAACGCGUGCACAGUGGGCGGCUGCUUUCCGGCGUGAUUCCGGCUUCAUCCGACGUCCGAUUGAGGCGAUUCAGGUGGCGUUGGAAAGCUUGUUCCGAGAGCUUUCUUUUGAUACCAAUUUUGCAGCAAAUGGAGGUCGGAUGAGUGAGAUAUGGAGGAGAGAAGUUUCGGGUUUUUCAAGCUUUUUCAUCAGAUCUAGGACGAUCCGACCGUUGGAUCGACGAUCCGAGAACACCUAUGGACUGAGGAAGGGGGGAGGAACAUGGUGGUAUGAUCAGAUCCGGCAAAUGUCGCCGGCGACCGGCGGCCGGCCACCGUGCGCGGUGGUUCCGGCGGUGGCUCCGGUGGGCUAUGGAGAUGAUUCAACUUCCAGAGGCUUCCUCAUAAAUUUUUGGAAUUUUUGAGACACAGAUAAACUUCGGGUGAUCGAGGUCAGCUAUUUUUCUGCAUCCAGCAGCCACAAUAGUCAUCGGUGUACUGUGAGUAAAAUAUUAAUUUUAAUUGUAAUUUCGAUAUUAUUAUAUGUUCAAGCAUGCCCAUGCAUCACAUAUAUGUAUAUAUC